AUGAGCGGGGACGAGCAGCAACGGGAUGAGCGGCGCGAGACUCUGCGCUCUAUUGUUGAGGACGAGAAAGAUAUCGGCGAGUUCACUGGCCACAGCGUGGUCGCCAUGGUCGCUCCAUCCGGCUCAGGAAGACAGCCACGGACUUUGUCGUCCACAGCGAUUUGUUGUUCUCCAGGCACCACCGUCUCUUCGGAUUUCAAGCACCCCAACUCCAUCACCCUUGCAAAGGACGUUGGGCGCAUAUACGAGACCAUUAUCGACAAGGAGCAGGGCAGGCAGCGCGAACCGCAGGAUAUCGGUUACGAUGUCAAAACAUAUGUAGGAGAGCGUGUCAAACUCGAGUUCCUGGCACGACUUCUUUUCCUUCAGCUUCUCCUCGACGACAUCCCAGAUCUGGAACCGCGGCAGUUCUUCCGUGAACAGACCACUGGAGGCGAUUCGACUAUUCGUGAGCUGAUCUACAAGCUGCGGGGUUAUGACUACCUCACAAUCCAAGCUAUGCUCGAGGACGUCCAGACCAAGCUUCACUCGCUUCUUGUUCCGAACGAGUUGGACUAG
Molecule: messenger RNA, 558 nt
Organism: Linnemannia hyalina
Lineage: Eukaryota; Fungi; Mortierellomycota; Mortierellomycetes; Mortierellales; Mortierellaceae
Source: the annotation of a GenBank genome assembly